Seriola dumerili (greater amberjack) is the source of this 2412-nucleotide messenger RNA. It is a transcript of the gene shq1, whose product is annotated as SHQ1, H/ACA ribonucleoprotein assembly factor. The transcript has 12 exons. Gene Ontology annotation, biological process: box H/ACA snoRNP assembly. The coding region runs from base 101 to 1936 and encodes 611 amino acids. NCBI's taxonomy places the organism in Eukaryota, Metazoa, Chordata, Actinopteri, Carangiformes, Carangidae. Gene Ontology annotation, cellular component: cytoplasm; nucleoplasm. The record is from RefSeq and is a predicted model, not a curated record.
CUACGGUAAAACAUGGACGCUACAUUUCAGAGCUGACAGUGUGGUUAGUUGGAAUAACUCACUGUUUUCCUGGUGUGUCUGUACAACAUCAAUAUUCAUAAUGAUAACUCCUGCCUUUGACCUGAGCCAAGAUUCCGACUACUUGAUCCUCAGCAUCCGUGUGCCCUACACCAGAACGUCAGAGUUUGACCUCUUCAUUGAUGGAACAGAUUUCAAGUUCUAUGCCAAACCCUACUUUCUUAGAUUAACUCUUCCUGGAAGAAUAGUGGAGGAUGGGAGAGAAAAGGCCAAAUUUGACAUUGAUAAAGGUCUUUUCACUCUUCGGGUCCCUAAGGAGACAGCUGGGGAGCACUUUGAAGGACUCCAGAUGCUGACAAGUCUCCUCGCUCCAAAAGGCUCCCGUUCAGCAAAACCACUGGUAGAGGAUUUAAGCACAGGAUGCAGUGAAAGUGCAGGAGAUGACGAGGAGGACGAUGAGGAAGAAUUUGACUGGCAGGUUGAGCAGGAGAUGUACAUGGAGAGCUCUGAGGAGGAGCUGAGAGCUCUGCAGAAAUACGGCUUCGGCAAUCAGAGGUCUGGAGUGUUUGCCCGAUUACAGGAGGAACUCAGUGAUGUGAUCGAUAUCAUGAACCCAGAAGGAACAACAGCAGCAGAGAGGAGACAGGCGAGGCUGGAAGCAGAGGCAGCUUCCUUUUCACCUGAUCACUACCUGGCUGAUUUGUUUGAGGAUGAUGAAGUAAAGGGACUGUUGAAGUUCAGACCGUGGUGGACAAAGCUGAGUCCUUCCACAGAGCAGGAGGGAGAAGCUGCUGUGUCGUUCACCAACGACGAGAAGGAGCAGCUGAGAAAGUUCACCAACCGCUCCUACCUGCUGGACAAGACGUCCCGUCACCAUGCGUGGCUCAGCCUCGUGGACGUCCUGCUGGCUUAUUCCUACGAAAUGCGCUCGACGGAGGGAGAGCACAAUGUGGAGUCACCGUGGACAAUCAGGAAACUCAGCGGGACUCUCUGCUGGCUGGAGACGUACAGCUCCUUGCAGGAGGUCCUGGUGUCGUUUGCACGGAGGGUUUUGUGCUACCCACUCUACAGACACUUUGCAUUGGUCUCUGCGGCUGUUCGUGACACAACUAAGAUUUUCCAGUCAGGGAAAGCCUGUGUCCUCAAAUGCCUGCUGGAUAUUCACAAAGUCUUCAGAGAGAACGACCCGGCCUACAUACUGAACGAUCUGUACGUCACAGACUACUGCAUCUGGAUCCAGAGGGUCAAGUCCAAGAAGGUGACAGCCUUUGCCGCAAUGUUACAAAAAGCCUCUCUGCAGAAAAAAGACUUGGAGCUGGAGCUUGAGGAGCUGGAGGACGCAGCAACAAUGGUGGUGGAGGAAGAAGAAGAAGAAGGAGACAAAGAGCAGGGAGCUUCCAGGAGCGCUGCGAUAUCCCGCGGUGACAGCAGCGGCGCUUCCAGUGACAGCAGCUGCAGCAGCAGCAGCAGCGGCUCGUCUGAUGAGAGUGAGGAAUCUGAGGCUGAAGGGCAAGUCUGCACCGAAUCCAACCAGGGAGGAGGAGGAGGAGGAGAGACGUCUAAGGACAACCCUCUCCAGCCCCAACCCACCUCCGCUGCCUCUCCCAUCCCCCAGGAGCCAACAAGCACAGUCUCCUCCGCGGAGAGGAAAGUGGACGCCCUCCCCUCAGCUUCAGAAGACACCCGACAGCUGAUCCAGGAGCUUGGGGAGCGGGUGGUGGAGGAGCUGAAAAUCUCUCAAGACUCCAGCUACAAAGCAGGGAGAGAGCGUUCACAGCUGAGCACCGCCGAGGCAAAGGCUGGAGCAACAUCUGGGAAGAGCAGCGGUGGGACUUUCUUAGAGCUGAGCCCUCGCAGAAACCCUCUGCUCAUCGUCCACACACAGGACGACCCUGAUGACAGUGACUUCAUCAGCUGAUAGAGAGUGAAAGCCACUCGAUGAACUGAAAUUAACUCCAUGUAAGUGAUGUAAGAAAAUGUGUCAGACUUUGUUUUUGUUUCUAUUUUUGGAAUUUUGAAUACUUCUGCUUUGAGUUGUGAGACCAAGCCAAGAUCUUCGGCUUUCACCCUCCUCCGAAGGACCUUAUUUUCCAUCUUGGAUUACAUCUUCUGAAUCCUUGGUCUUGUCUUGUGUUGUUUGACUUUUGUGCGACUGCUGCUCUGUAGCCAAGCUUCCUACUUGCUAUACAGCUCCAUUUGUAAUUUCUGAACAUACUCUGUUUAUAUGAAUUAUUUCUGCUCCUUUUUAAUUAUUCAAGGUAAUUCAACAGCAUCUGCGAACACAUGAUAAUAAUGUAGAACUUCUCUACUUCGCAUGUACAUUCACGUACUCAUAUGAACAAAUUCAAUCUGUACAUCCAUGUUGGGCUCGAAUAAACGAAACAGGACUGUUUU